Hypoxylon trugodes is the source of this 375-nucleotide messenger RNA. RefSeq lists its product as uncharacterized. The transcript has 2 exons. The record is from RefSeq and is a predicted model, not a curated record. Bases 1 to 375 code for a protein of 124 amino acids. NCBI's taxonomy places the organism in Eukaryota, Fungi, Ascomycota, Sordariomycetes, Xylariales, Hypoxylaceae.
AUGUCUAGCGCCAGCCAGAACCUCGCCCAGCACGUCCGCAAGGAGCAGCCUUUGACUUUCUUGUCUCUAGCUCCCACAACCUCUGCCUCAUACCCCACCGCCCAGAGCAUCAAGCCCGCCAUGCACCCCCGUCGCAGCUCCAGCCAGAGCAGCGUCGGCAGCCUGCGUUUCCUCAAGCUCGGUCCCGUCCACUAUGGCGAGCACCCUGGUGAGCAUAAGGAAGAUUAUCACGAGGUUGCCGUUGUUGACGAGCAAGCACGCGCUCCAACUAGACAAAAGUUGAACAAAAAAAACGUAGCGCUUACGAACGACGAACUAAAACUUUACGACAUGGCCAAAAUUAUUGUAACGAUCUACUUCAUAGCAUGCACCUAA